Dipodomys ordii (Ord's kangaroo rat) is the source of this 1532-nucleotide messenger RNA. RefSeq names its product LysM, putative peptidoglycan-binding, domain containing 1 (gene Lysmd1). Bases 582 to 1265 code for a protein of 227 amino acids. NCBI's taxonomy places the organism in Eukaryota, Metazoa, Chordata, Mammalia, Rodentia, Heteromyidae. The record is from RefSeq and is a predicted model, not a curated record. The transcript has 3 exons.
CUUUUGCCUCCUGGUGAAUUCACUGCGUCUGGAGAACGGGACCCCAGGGGUGGUGGCUAAGUUUAAGACUGUGACCUGUCUGGUCCGGAGCGAGCCUUUGAGGAUCUCAGAGUGGAAAGUGUACUACAAACUCACGCAGACCUCACGCGCAUCGUCUGCAGCUACAGCCUACCUGAGAUGGGCCUGAUUUAUUCCUAACCCUAGCAGGCGAAGCCCCAGGACAGGGCAGAGUUCGGCAUGUAGGGACCACCCGAGACCCGGCUGCGGGCUUUGGGAUAAUCUGAGGAGAUUGUGAAAAGGAGGAUAUCUAGAGUUAAAAGGUCAGAGGUCAGGGUGGCGAGGAGUUGUCGGGGGUGAGAAAUCGGAGGAGUCAAUACACCGUGGACAGAUGUGUGGGUGAGGGGGGUGUGGAGAAAGGCAAAAUCGGGAGGCGUGGUGUCGGAGGAAGCCGGGAGACUUAGGGAAGAAGAGAGGAGGGGAGAGGAAUAUCCAUUCCCUGAGGUCCUUCGGGUCGUCACAGUCCAUCACUUAGCCAGGCCUCCCACGGUUGCAACCCUGCCCCGGGCAGGGUGAGGAGAUCGAUGGCCUCUCCCUCUAGACAGCCCCCGAUUGGGGCGUCAGGGCUGCUGCAAGGGAGUCGGGCUCGGUCUUAUGGAAGCCUGGUGCAAUCAGCCUGCUCACCAGUGAGGGAAAGACGCCUGGAGCAUCAGUUGGAGCCCGGAGAUACCCUGGCUGGCCUAGCACUCAAAUACGGGGUGACGAUGGAACAGAUUAAACGUGCAAACCGCCUUUAUACGAAUGACUCCAUCUUCCUAAAGAAAACCAUCUACAUUCCCAUACUGACAGAGCCCAGAGACCUGUUCAACAGCUUGGAUUCUGAGGAAGAGAAAGAUGGAGAGGAAGAGGUACAUUCAAGGAAGGCUGAAGCUCGUUCACACUCAACUGAGAGGAAGAAACGAGAGACAAGUUCUGGACGUGCCAAUGGUGAAGUGCCCUCUACACCUGGCCACGAAUCACCCCCACCUGUCCAUGACCUCUCUGCCUCUGAUUUCCUUAAGAAGCUUGAUUUACAGAUCAGCCUUUCAAAGAAGGCUGCUGCCCAGAAGCUGAGAAAAGGGGAGAGUGGGGUGCCUGGGGAGCAUGCAGCUGUCCACCAGAGCUCCCCUCGGAUGCAGCAACGAGCAGUCCUAGGUCCGGUGCCGCUGACCCGGACCUCUCGGACCCAAUCACUACGAGAGCAGGAAGAUGAAAUUUUCAAGCUCUGAUGUCCCCAGAGCAGACUGAGAGAAGCAGGGUAUUACAGAAGCAAUUUGAGGGGAGAAGAGCCUGAGGUGAGGCUCAGGAACCCGGCCUCGCUGCCUGCCUCCCUCUACUCCAGCCAUCUUCCCCAGCUUUCUUGUCCAUCAAGAAUUCCACCAUCUGGGGCAAUUAUUAUUGUUGUUGUUAUUGUUUUGAUAGGAAUAGGAGAUGGGGACUAGACUCCUUCCCAUUUCGGGAGCUGAAUCUAGAGUUGUCUUUUAGAUUCAGAAGGC